Vicia faba (fava bean) is the source of this 537-nucleotide messenger RNA. The record is from the annotation of a GenBank genome assembly. NCBI's taxonomy places the organism in Eukaryota, Viridiplantae, Streptophyta, Magnoliopsida, Fabales, Fabaceae.
AUGGUUUUGGAGAGUCUUCUAAAACUUUAUAUUGCAAUUGAAGGAAUAAUAUCACGUGCACAACCUGCUUCAGAUUUGGAGAUGAAAAAGCUUAUUGAUGCGCGAUAUCACAGGAGCAUAUCCGGUUUGCAAAAGUACAUUUGUACGUUAACUACAUCACAAACCGGAGAUUACAUGCGGUUUGUGCAAGUGUGGAAUCCCAUGUUCACGGCCUUGGUUGAGAUGUUUUUGGCAGGAGAUCUUGCGAAAAGGUCACCUAAGAAAUACGCGUCUACUGCAGCCACCACUGAGGAGUUCAAUCCAUGCGGGAGUACGUCGACACCUUCUCAGCUGCCUCCUCUAAUGGAGUUUUUUAAAGGUUACAAAAAUCAGAUUGGAAGAAAGAGAAAGCAGAUUGUAUCUUCUUCAGGUCCUACAAAUAGUUCAGGAACAACAAAUACAACAGGUUCUUCACCAAGUUCAACACCCUUAACUCAUACUCCUGGAGAUGCUAUGUCAAUGCCUGCUUUGCAUCAUAAUGAUACAUUUGAGAUUUGA